AUGGAUAAAGAGAGUAAAGUUAUAAUAUUACCCAAUACCACUUCUGGUAGUGAAUUUAAAAUUAUUAAUUUACCAAAUCCAACCAAUUUGGUCAUAACAAAAUCAUACCUAGUGCACCAUGAUGAGGACAAGACUAGUCAAUUGUACGAAUUAAACAUUAUUGGUGGUGAAGAUGAUGAAACUGAUAAUGAUAAUGCUAGUGCAAAAUAUAGAGGUGCAAAAUUAAAAUCAAAAUCAGAAAAUUCGAUAAAAUCAUUAAUUUUUGAGCCAGGUUAUGUUUUACAAUCACCGAAAAUCAUCAUAUCCAACAAGUUCAAUCUUAGUUAUUUACUAAUUUCAUUAUUUCUGAAUCUAAAUCAACAACAGUCACCACAAUCAUCGUUACCAGAGAACCUAUUUAAUGAUAAUUUUAAAAGUUUAGAAGAUUUGAAAGAUCAAUUAUUAAAUAACUACCGGGAAAAUACAGACAAUGAUUGGGUGUUAGAAAUUCCUGAUCAAUUAUAUCAUCAAAGUUUGGCAAAUUUAUGCGAUAUAAUAACUGAAAAUAUUGAUGAAUCAUUUUAUCGAUUUGAUUUAAUCAAAAUUUUACAUUGGUUAAAUGGGAAAGUUGUAGCAUUACAAAAGUAUAUCCUUACAAGUAAUGAUGAACCUAACAAUAGCAUAUUGACAAAAUUGAAAUUAGAAUUGAAUCCAUCAAUGUCAAAUAAUAUCAUAGAGGAUCAAUUAUUGAAUGAUCUAAGUUUAUUAUAUUCUAUUGAUUAUAUUUUUAAUAGUUAUUUGGAUAAUGGUGUCAACAACUAUUUGAAACAAAAAUUGUUGGAACAAUUCAAAUAUGAUUUUACUCGAGUUUUGAAAUAUAUUGAUGAUUUGAAGAUUCAACAGAAUUUAAUUGAAAAUGUUUUAGAAAGUAAUUUGAAAUCUACUACAAAUAAUACUAAAAAGAAACCAUCCACUGGCACAGCUAAUAAAAAGGUCAAACGUGGAGCCAUUGAUAGUUUUUUCAAAAAAACUAAAUGA
This is a messenger RNA of Candida dubliniensis CD36, 1017 nucleotides long. RefSeq lists its product as uncharacterized. The coding region runs from base 1 to 1017 and encodes 338 amino acids. The transcript has a single exon. Lineage: Eukaryota; Fungi; Ascomycota; Pichiomycetes; Serinales; Debaryomycetaceae. Gene Ontology annotation, cellular component: nucleoplasm; ribonuclease H2 complex. The record is from RefSeq and is a predicted model, not a curated record. Gene Ontology annotation, biological process: ribonucleotide metabolic process; RNA catabolic process.